This is a messenger RNA of Astyanax mexicanus (Mexican tetra), 3376 nucleotides long. RefSeq names its product caspase 10, apoptosis-related cysteine peptidase (gene casp10). NCBI's taxonomy places the organism in Eukaryota, Metazoa, Chordata, Actinopteri, Characiformes, Acestrorhamphidae. Bases 225 to 1985 code for a protein of 586 amino acids. The record is from RefSeq and is a predicted model, not a curated record. Gene Ontology annotation, biological process: proteolysis; negative regulation of extrinsic apoptotic signaling pathway via death domain receptors. Gene Ontology annotation, molecular function: protein binding; cysteine-type endopeptidase activity. The transcript has 14 exons.
CACCCUCUCCCCACCUUCCCUGCACAGUUUCGGUUUUACUCUCUGACAUGAAAAACUUUCUGUGCGCAAGAAAACGUCUUUUUUUGUUCAGUCGAAAUAUUGCCAUUCCAGUCAGCGUAUUUUAGCUGAUUAUUCUCGCUGUUAGGUUGAAUAUGAACCAUUACCCUCUCAGGGAAUUUUCUCCUGUUUUCAGCUGAAGGUGUUCCCACAGGACUCCUCACAGCAUGGAGGAACAGGGUCACAGAGGGUGUGGGAUCUACCCGGGGUCAUUGGUUGCUAGGCAGGAAUGUUCCUUGGAUCAAUCACCAGUUAAUCCCAGGGUGAUGGGGUUCCAGGAGAUGCUGCUUGAGGUGCAGAAGUCUCUCGGGCAGGAUGAGGUGCUGGAUUUGGUCUUUCUCUGCACCGAUCUACUCAGAAAGGACCUCAGCAGAGUAGACACUGCCACUGAACUGUUCUCUCUGCUGCAGAAGGAGGACCUACUUUCCUCAAAUGACACCACACUUCUCCAAGAGCUGCUAACCAUCACCAGGCAAAAAAGCCUGCUUCAGAAGCUAUGUCUUCAAUGUUCACAGCUCUCAGUUUGUCAUAUCUCCAUGUACAGACGGCUGUUGUUUGAGUUGGCAGAGAACAUCUCUGAGGAUAAUCUAAGGGACAUAAAAUUCUUGUUGUUCAAGACUCUACCUCCCAAAAUACUGGAUAAAGACUUGACAAUGCUACAACUUUUUCGGGAGAUGGAAAAGGGAGGUCAUCUGGCUGCUGAUAAUCUAGACACUAUAGAAAGAAUUAUUGUCAGAGUUGUACCUUAUUUAAAAUCAACAAUCAGUCAGUUUAAAGAGAACAGUGGUGCUGGCACCAGUCCUCAGGAGACACCGUGGGAGAAUAGAACUAGUUUUCAGGAUUUUUCUGUAACUAAAAGGCCAGUUCAGCCAGAAACCAUACAUCAAAACAUGAACACUGCUUUUACUGCAGAGCAAGGUUUGGAAUCAGCAGAGAUGCUGUGCCCACCGUCUUUUUUGUCUUCGCAUCAGUCUGAGAUUCCAACCUUGGUGUCAUCUUUCUCAGGUGACAAUGUGGAGGGACAGAUUGCUAACCUGAGCAUCAAUGACACUUCCAACCAAGCUCAAUCUCACCAUGGUCGGUCAACAGAAGAAGUGAGCAUGAGCUCUUUUGACCCCUACCAACAAAGCACUUCGGAAGUGGAGAAGUAUACCAUGACAGGAAAUUGGAGAGGAUUUUGCAUGAUCGUCAACAACUACGACUUCUCAAAUAGUCCCAUUAAAUUAAACUACAGAGGGGGUACAGAUACAGAUGAGAAGAGAUUAUUGAAGGUGUUUAAAUGGCUGGGAUUUACGACAGAGGUGGUGCGGGACUGCAGUCGUGAGCGUAUGUUAAAGGCCCUACAAGAUCUGAAAAGUCGUGACCACGGAGAGGCUGACUGUGUGGUGUGCUGUGUGCUGUCUCACGGUUAUGAAGGUGGUGUUUAUGGGGUGGAUGGUGGGAAGGUGAAACUAAAGGAACUGAUGGAGCCCCUGGAUGGCUAUCACUGCCCCACUCUCAUUGACAAACCCAAGAUCUUCUUUAUUCAGGCCUGCAGGGGCAUAGAAAGACAGAGGGUGGUGUUCCUGCAGUCAGACAGUGAGAGCAACAGCAUGGAGCCUGAACUCUUCUCUGAUGCUAUAGUGCCCAGAGAGUCUGUACCUGCAGGGGCAGACUUCCUGAUGUCCAUGGCCACAGUGCCAAACUUUGUCUCAUACAGGGAGACAGUAAAUGGAACCUGGUUUAUACAGACACUGUGUAAGAGCCUUGAACAGCUGGUGCCAAGGGGUACUGAUCUGAUGUCCAUCCUGACGCAAGUAAACAAUGAAGUCAGCAAGAAGACCAGCAGAUCUGGCUUAGAAAAGCAGAUGCCACAGCCAGAAUUCACUCUGAGAAAGUUAAUCAUCUUCCCUGUUCCUUCAGACAUCUCUACAUCUUCCUUAAUAUAAUUUAACUGGAACUGUCAUGCCCUUUGUGUAAUUUAUGUGAAGACAACAUUCAGGUUUUGCAAACUGGACUCAUUUGCACAUUUUUGAUGGCAUCCUGCCAUAUUUACUUGUAAAACUUCACUCUACACAGCUCACAUAUAUUCUUCAUGUCCAUGCCAGCUGCCUUGUAGAAAGUACAAGUGACAGCUUGUAAAAAACCAAUUAUUAAACCCUCAAACUUGUCAUCAAUAAAUGGUGUUCUAUCCACUGAGCCAACCACUGUCCCCAUCCCUGUGAACCAAAUGUGCUGCUCAACCUGUCAACUAACAGUGGAGGAGGCAAAGAGGGGUGGCAGGACUGGAGUAUCCAGAUGCACAGACAGUGCAAACUUGUACACUUGCAGAGUGAGUUUAAGAACCCUCACACGCUUUGUAUUGCUAAAAGUGUACUGAGGCUUUCACAAUGAUUCUAUACAUUCCAAAAACACAUGAUUUUCUUCUAAGACAAAAAAACAAACAUAAUAUAUUUGUUGUUACGCAGAAACCUUUCAUCUCUAAGAGAAGAGAAAUAAAAAAAAAAGACUUUCAGUGUCAAUUUAAUGUAAAAAAAUAAUUUCAAGAAAUGUUGGAUAUAUUCAUCAUGAAAUAUUGACACAAUGUAAAAAACAAUUGCUAGAUUCAGUAUUUCAGUACUUAUUUUUGAUGUUGUUUGCCUGAAAUAUUUGUAUGCAUACUGUGUUUAUCACAUUUGUAUUUUCCAACUUGCAAAUGUAAAUAUUAAAUUAAUGUAAUACUGACCAAACAACAGAAAUUUAACACAGUUUAGAUUUUGUUGCUCUGAAUCGUGUUUGUAGGAACCUGAAUCCUGAACGUUUUUAAUCUCAAAUGAUCAACUAUUGGUCUCAUUAAAAUAUACAAUAUUACUUCUGAAUGUUUUUGUAAUGAAUAAAUGAGUAUAAAAAAUACUCAAUACUUGAUGUUUGAUGUACUAGAGUUUUACUUGAUGUUACAGGUAUGUGUUUGAAUGACUUAAAUGCCCUAUUUUUUUAAAUAUUGUGCCACAAUUAUCAUCUUUAAUUACAUUUAGAUAAUUUAUAUCUAUAGCAAACAUUUCUAUCCAGACUGUAAUUAAGUGCUGUCAUGAUUGACCCUGGUGUUGCACCUCCACAAGCAGCUGGGCUCACCUGUUUCCUAUAGUUUAAUAAGUUUCAAUAUUUAAGGACUUACCUUGUUUGUAUGUGUACGACAUUUCGAAGCAUUUGUUAAUUCUUCCUGUUUGUUGUGUUUGUCUUCUUGUUUCUGGUAUUUAUGACUAUCUUUCUGUAUUUUUGACUUUUGGAUUUGCCCCAGUCUGUACCGUUUGCCUGUGUUCUACUGUUUUUAGAUUAUUAAAAUCUGCAGUUGAAUCCCUUA